Prorocentrum cordatum is the source of this 2084-nucleotide messenger RNA. The record is from the annotation of a GenBank genome assembly. NCBI's taxonomy places the organism in Eukaryota, Dinophyceae, Prorocentrales, Prorocentraceae.
CAUGGGGUGAACUCGGCCGUCUUGGACGCGGUGCUCGACGCUCGUCAGACGAUCUUGGACCAGCCUCUGUUCGGUGACGUCAGCGACGCGAUGCCCGGCAACAUCAGCGACGGCACCUCGCACAUGGCGGCCUACAGCGAGGAGCAGGCCAACGGGGCGCUCGGGAGCGUCGGUACUUACAUGGCUGGAGCGAAUCUGUUCUGGAUCGAUCUGAUGAACAAUAUCAACUCUGGGGUUCCCAUCAGCAUGAAAUCGAUAGAUCAGCUCGUGGACAGGUUCUUCACGACGCCGCCUGCUGCGUUCCCUGGCACAGUCACAGUGGGUGUCAUUUCGGGUGAUGCCGUCAACGCGGCGGGUGGCAAGUUGGUCCGCAUCAGCCCUGAGGAGAUGCUGUACGCAUACUUCGUCGGGGCAGCCAAGAGCAUCUCGGCGAACCCGGGCGACGACGAGAACGUGUCCAAGUGGAAGCAGGUGGCGCUUUCGGUUCCCAUGAGUUUCGUGCGGUGCGCAGACCAAGAUGAUCGCUAUUGGAAGGCAGUCAACCUGAGGGAAGAGAUCGGGACUCAAUACGCCGCGAUGUACAGGAGCGCGGUCCAGAGGAUUUUUGAGUCGGUCAACUGGAAGAAGCGCAUGGAGAAGCGCGAUGGAAUCACGAACAUGUCAGUGAAUGACGUGACGAAGGCAUGGGAGUCAAAUGUUACGGUCGCCUCCAUCGGGGAAACCAUCAACAGCGGCUUCAUCGACGCGGCUCUCACGGUUUGGAACCGCAUGCUCAGCGAUCCCAUCUGCCAGAAGAUAAUUCUCAAAUCAGAAGAGGACUGGGGGAAAAGGACGCCGUGGGAUUCGGUCUACAAGCUGGAGCUGGUCAUCAAACGUUGCGGUAAAGAUGGUGGAGAGACGUCCUUGAUCAACAUGCGCUGGGUGCUGGCGUCGGUGACUGACAUGAUAUUGAACGAGUAUGUGGUAGCGUCAUUCUUUACGACGCGCAAUCUCAAUGGACGCGGUCAGCCUGGCAACAAGGGCAUCCAAGACAUCAUAUUGUAUAAGAUGGCGCUGAAGAACGAGUGCGCCAAGUACAUGGUCGAGCUGAACUGUUUCAAGUCCGACGAGCUUGACAUUGUUAACGAGUACCUGCGGUCGCACGAGGCCUACCGCAGCUUCUUCGGGUACGAGGGCGAGGUGGUCAGCCGCGCCUUCUUGAAUCGCCACCCCCCGUGCCUGAGGCAGAUCGUCCUCUACUUCGGGGACCCGGACUUGACGUACGGGCAGAACAACGACGCCAACAUCAAGCACGCCGUGAAGAACAACUUGCCAGUGAAAGAGUUUUUCGAUCGACCGGAGAUCAAGGAGACUAUGGACAAGAUGACGGAGGCCACGCAGACUUACUUCGGCACCGAGGCUCCAACGCAGCGCAUGGUCCCCGCUGAUGUUGCUUGCGAGGCUGAGGCGCACGGCGUGGCUACGGGUUUCGCCAUGUCCAGGGAGUUGGUCGAGAGCAUGACUAGCAGCGAUAGGCAGCCAGAUGGCAUCAAGGAAGUCAUCCAGAAACGGUUGAAGCUCGUUGAAAAAAUCAAUUCUUUGGCUGACGACGGCAAGGAGGAUUUGAAGUCGUUGGAGAAGGCCGCCAGGCAGAAAGUCGCUGAUUACGUGCAGCUCGUGGUCGAGUCCGGGAGCGCAACGAGCCUUUCGAAAAUCAUCGCCGAUUCGCACGUCGGACAGCUGCGUGGCGACGGCGACGGCCAGAAGCAGAUCUUGAUCUUCUACGACAAUAAGCAGGCGGGGGAGGCCCAGACGACCCCGCACUUGAGGAUGCCCCCCCUGAAGGUUGAGCGCUUGAAGAAGUGCAUCACGGCCGUGAACUUGACGCGCGACGGGGGCCAGGACUGCCUGGACGCCGGGGACCUUUGGCUCUUAUUCGACGGCGGCGUCGCCGGGAACAGGUCCGUCAUGUUGAACCAGAUGCAGAAUUCCGAGGGCAAGCCGCUGAACAAGUCCGUGUCCAAUUUGUACCUGCACUACAGCGAGGACGCCAUCGAGUCCAAGUACAGCAAGCUCAAGGACACCUCGAAUCUUAACCAGUUGGA